AUGGCUGUGCCAUGCCUGGAGAACCAAGCUGCCUGGAACCCCAACCUGAUCCCAAAGCAGGAGGAGGACUGCAAGGAGGAGGCAAAGCCUGCGCAGGCCUGGAGAUGCUGUUCUGCCACUGCCACAGCUCCUGGGUUCUCCAGGAGAGCCAGAGGUGCAUGGCCACCUUGCACGUCCCUAGCACACCCAAGGAGGAAGGGCUUUGGAGAAGUGGAGAGCCGGGGCACACAGCCAUCUCGAAGGUCCCCUGCGGGGCUAAGGAAGAGGGGAUUUGGAGAAGUGACAACUUUGAGGAGGUUGCCACUGCCCCUGCCUUUGCUCAGGAUCAGCCGCGCCACUUUUGUGAAGUAGUCCUCACUGGAGAACAAGUUUGCUGUGGGGAGUGGAGCAAGGCUCAUUUCCUCCGUCUGCUACUUUGAGUCUGAAAAUGACUGGUGGGUGAGCAAGCACAUUAAGAAGCCGAUUUGCUCCACAGUCCAGCUGAGCAGGCACCCCAGCAACAUUUUCCUGGCUGCAGGGUCAUGUGACUUUAAAUGCAGAGUGUUCUCGGGUGACAUCGAGGUGGACGAGAAGCCAGCCAGCACCCCGUGGGGCAGCAAGAUGCCCGUCGGCCAGCUAAUGGCGGAAUUCAGCAGCAGCGGCACCGGCGGCUGGGUGCACGGCGUCAGCUUCUCAGCCAGCAGGAGCCGCCUGGCCUGGGUCAGCCAUGACAGCAUGGUGUUCGUGGCCGACGCCUCCAAGAGUGUGCAGAGAGGCGCGAUCUUCCUCCUGCCUUCGUGCCCCAGGUCUGCAGGGAGAAUCCAAGUGGUGCUUUGUCACCAGACUGCAGUGAAGAUGGCUCAGUGGCAAGGGAAGAAGCCCGGAGCCCGCUUUCAGGCAACUUGGCACUUGCCCUCCCAUUGUCAGCCCCAGGGUGUCGACUGUGAAGACAGAGUUUCUGCCACUGCUCAGUUUUUCCUUCUCAGAGAACAGCAUCGUGAUCACGGUAUCCAUUUACAAUGUGGGCCAGCAGGACAGUCGCAAAUCAUGCACCACUGGCAUCGACAAGACCAUGAUGAUCUGGGAUUUCAAGGCAACUCGGAAGCCACCAUGGGUGUUGAUAUCCUGAUAGGAGCCACAGGUCGAGACCUGUCCCAGGAGAAUCCAUAUUUACCCACAUGGAAGCCUAUGAGGAAGGAGUUCACCACCGAUGGAAUAUAUCGAACCUUGCUAUGCCAAGGCUCCAUGAAACUCAGAAGAGACAAAACAAGAGAAAAAAAGCUACAUCUCUCCUUGUUCAAUGAUGUUUUGGUUGUUGCUAAUAACCUGGAAAUAACAGAUCUAACAGCAGCCCAGUCAUGUGAAGAAUGCCAGCUGGACUUUAACCUGGUCAGUAAAAUGGAAAAGAGACGAGUGAAUGAGGUUCCAAAAUCAUCCCUGGCUCUCGUAGGGUGGGCAGUUACAAAUAAAGAGGAACCUGUGUAUGAACUGAGUUCACUGGCCAACUUUGAAGCUGGUGUCAUCAUAGCACAGAAAGGGAUGGAGAAAAAGGAUGGUGAAAGCUUUCCUGCUUGGACAGAAGUGUCAGUUAUUUAA
Psammomys obesus (fat sand rat) is the source of this 1575-nucleotide messenger RNA. RefSeq lists its product as uncharacterized. NCBI's taxonomy places the organism in Eukaryota, Metazoa, Chordata, Mammalia, Rodentia, Muridae. Gene Ontology annotation, biological process: Arp2/3 complex-mediated actin nucleation. Gene Ontology annotation, molecular function: actin filament binding. Gene Ontology annotation, cellular component: actin cytoskeleton; Arp2/3 protein complex. The record is from RefSeq and is a predicted model, not a curated record.